AUGAAGGAGGUCAGGCCCGACGAAGCCCUCGCUGACCAAGAAUUCGGCAGCGGUCUCCGAACAGGACCAUUGUUAGGAGGCAUGGCUGUCGGCAUCGUCCUCUCCUUCGAAGGGUCGCCGAAGGCAGGGCAACCACGUUCCGACAAGUUCCUCGCCCACCUUACUGAGGGGCACAUGAAAGAGACUUUCGAAUCUCUCCAAGAGCAGGUGGAAGAAGCCAGGCGCAGGCAUCAUGUCAGGAGUAUCGAGGUCUGGCUGUGCUACCGUAAUCCUGCCAGUCUUUGGGACGACGACGAUAUGAUCUGGAAUUCGCAGAUGCUAUAUGGCGAGUGCGAAUUGAUCGAAGGAAUCAUAGAAAAGACCAAGGCUCUGAGUACUUUUGUGCAGCUUCACUCUUAUCAUGUCCUUCAGAAAACUGACAUGUGUGUUACCGAGGAGGGUAAAAUUCGGAUCCGGAGGCUAUAG
Messenger RNA from Diaporthe amygdali, 465 nucleotides. RefSeq lists its product as uncharacterized. The coding region runs from base 1 to 465 and encodes 154 amino acids. The transcript has a single exon. Lineage: Eukaryota; Fungi; Ascomycota; Sordariomycetes; Diaporthales; Diaporthaceae. The record is from RefSeq and is a predicted model, not a curated record.